Molecule: messenger RNA, 3429 nt
Organism: Raphanus sativus (radish)
Lineage: Eukaryota; Viridiplantae; Streptophyta; Magnoliopsida; Brassicales; Brassicaceae
Product: probable disease resistance protein At4g19520
Exons: 4
Coding region: 146-3289 (1047 amino acids)
Biological process (GO): defense response; signal transduction
Molecular function (GO): ADP binding
Source: RefSeq, a predicted model, not a curated record
ACCCCUAUGUAUACUAUAAAGGAAGUAAUGUUUGUCAUUAUGGCUACAUGUAAUAAUAGAAAGUUUACCGGGAAAGUUAAAAUUAAAUCUUCAAGUGUUCAAAAAUCUUCCAAAUGUGUUAACAAGACAGCUUAGCUCGUGAGGAAUGGGCCACGCAAACGCCGUGUACAUCAGCUUCAACCUGUGCGAGGACACCAUACGUCAUUCCUUUCUCAGCCAUCUCGCUGCUGGUUUUCACCGCAGAGGUAUCUCUUUCAAUGAACCGGAUCGGGUCCCUGAGGUGAAUGAUGCCGCCAUAGUUAAGUCCAAGGUUUCACUGGUGAUUUUAUCCAAAAAAUACGCGUCCUCCAAGGGUUGUUUGGCUGAACUGGUAAAAAUUUUCAAGUGCCAAGAAAGCAACGGCCUAGUGGUAGUUCCGGUUUUUUAUGGGCUCACGAAAUCGGGAAUCAAGAAAGAAUGCUUGAAACUGAAAAAGAUGUGUCGCGUAGCGCGUCAGGCUCUACUGGAACUUGGGGACUUACCAGGUCAUGCAUCAUCUCCUGAUAUAAGCGACUCAGAACUUGUAGAGGACAUUGUUGCGGAUGUGCGGCAAACGCUUGAUCUGACGGGCAAAGUAGGAGUCUACUCCAGAUUGACGAAGAUAGAAAGCUUGCUUAGAAAGCAACCAUGGGGCGUCCGCAGCCUAGGGAUUUGGGGUAUGGGAGGCAUAGGGAAGACGACACUUGCUGAAGCAGCUUUCGAGCAACAGCUACCCUCGGGUGACUUCGACGCUUCUUGCAUCAUCAAAGACUUCGACAAUUCCUAUCAGGAGAAAGGAGCCUAUGGAUUAUUAGAGGAACACUUGGGGGGAAAGCUUGGCUUAACGAGUCACCACAUUACGAGAGAAAAAUUACGCAAUAAAAGAAUUCUUCUUGUUCUCGAUGAUGUCCACAAGCCGCUAGGUGCAACGACUUUUCUUGGCUUGUUUGACUUGAUUAGUGCCGGGAGCGUAAUAAUCAUAACCUCCAGAGAUAAACACCUACUUGUGCAAUGUCGUGUCAAAGAGAUUUAUGAGGUUCAAGGCUUAAACGAGCACGAGUCUCUGCAGCUUUUCUCCCGAUGUGCGUUUGAAAAAAAUGUACCAGAUAAGAAUCUCCUCGAGCUGUCUAUGAAGUUUGUUACUCACGCUGAUGGAAACCGCUUAGCUCUCAGCGUUUAUGGUGAAGAACUGAAGGGGAAAAAAACACUGUCGGAAAUGGAGACUGCGGCCCGAAAUCUCGAGCUAUGUUUUCCCGACAAGAUUUUCGACGUAUUGAAAAGAAGCUAUGACACACUUAGUGACAGGGAGAAGGAAGUCUUUUUGCAAAUCGUGUUUUCCUUUAGGGGAGAGAACGUGGACGACAUUAUGCAGUUUCUUGCAGGUUGUGGUUUCUUUCCGCGCGUUGAGAUCGGUGUUCUUGUGGGCAAAUGUUUGGUGACCAUCUCCGAAAACAGAGUGCAUGUGCAUAGUUUGAUCUAUAAGGUCGGCCUCAAAAUCAUCAAGGAUCAAACAGACGAGAUCGGGAUGCGUUAUAGAUUUUUGGAUGCUUCCAACAUUCAGUCUCUUCUAGAAGAUAAUGAAAUCAGAGAGGAUGGAGAGCCUGAAGCAAUAAGCGAACCGGGAAAUGAAGAUGUUAAAGCCAUAAUCUUGAACACAUCUAACUUACCCUUCAAAGGGCAUACAUCGUUCCAGCAUAUGUAUAGUCUUCGAUAUCUGAAGAUUUACAGGUCGUCUGAUCUUACGAAGGAUACUACUGAGUUUAGAUUUCCCGAGGACCCUGAUCAAUCUCUGCCUCCAGAGCUAACACUUCUCCAUUGGGAAAACUACCCUUCACAAUCGUUUCCCAAAGAUUUUGGUGUUCAGCAUCUUGUGGAACUCAAUAUGCCAUGUAGUAAACUUCAGAGGCUUUGGGGAGGAACCAAGAAACUUGAGAUGUUGAAGAGGAUCACGCUCAGCGAUUCCCGGGAACUAGUUAACGUUGAUGAACUUCAAUAUUCUCCAAAUAUCGAGCUAAUCAAUCUCCAAGGAUGUUCAAGGUUGCAGAGUUUUCCGGACAUGGGUCAGUCUAAACAUCUCCAAGUUUUGAAUCUCUCAACUUGCAAAGAGAUCAAGCGCUUUCCAAAGGUUCCGCCGUCUAUCAAAAAACUGCAUCUCAAGGGAACUGACAUAAGAGACUUGUCCUUUUUGGUUCGUGAUCCAUUUGAAACAACAGCAAGUCAGGUAAAUGUUAGCUUCUCUAGUCAAGAUCUUGGCAAGCUUGUCUUCUUGGAGCUGAAAGAUUGUUCUCAUUUAAAAACUCUGCCUAAUAUGGUUGCUUUUGAGUCUCUUCAAGUUCUUGAUCUGUCUGGUUGCUCAGAGAUUGAUGAGAUUCAGGGUCUCCCAAGAAGCUUGAAAGAGUUAUCUCUGGCAAAGACGGCCAUAGGAGAAAUUCCAUCUUCUAUGUGCCACCAACUCUCUGAACUUGUCAUACUAGAUAUGGAGGGUUGCAAAAUGCUUCAACAUCUGCCAAAGGGAAUGUGUGACAUGAAAUCUCUUGUCACGCUCAAACUCUCUGGCUGCUCGAAAUUGAUGUAUAUUCAUGAUUUUCCUCAAAAUCUAAAGGAGUUAUAUCUUGCUGGCACCGCCAUAAGAGAGCUACCACGUUCUAUUGGGAAUCUCGCUGAACUGGAUACAUUAGAUCUGAAGAAUUGCAAAAGGCUUCGAUCCUUGCCUAUGGAAAUGCGGAAACUGAACCCGCUAAAGGUACUAGAUCUGUCCCACUGCUCAAAGUUUCACGUGGAUACUAGUUUUCUACCAGAAGUCAAAGAACUACUUCGAGCAGGGACGGGCAUGUCACCCCCUGCACCAAUGAAAAAUGAAGCAAAGCAGAGAGCGGUGUCGAGACACGUGAACACACCGCCUUCCAAACGUUUUAAAUCCCUGCCUGUGGAAAUGCGGAACUUGAAUCCCCGCAAAGUUCUAGAUCUGUCCGACUGCUCAGAGAUUCAACUAGUUACUAGCUCACUACCAGAAGUCCAGGAAUCACAUCUAGUACGGCCGAGCACGACAACUUCUGCAGCAAAGAAGAAAGGAGCAAAGAAGAGAAAAGCAAAGCAGACGUUGGAAAAUAGGAUGCCGCGAACUCUGGUCUCGGGAUCAAGUCUUCGACUGGACCUUAAGGAGGAAAAAAAUAAUAAUUUAGCCUCGUUACUAGUGGUGAUAUUCGUGGUACUAGUUGUAAUCGUCAUAUUGUUCUCCAACUUCUUCAUCUUAAUUUGUACUUCCCCAUGAUAAUCCCAAGAAAAAUAAUGGGGGUGCUGGAUAAUUCGUCAUGUAACAUUUGAUUUUAUCGUACUUUAAUCCACGUACUAUAUCAUGAUCUGCGAGCCUGCGCGGGUUUAUCUUUUAAUUUAUAUAUUUUAUAUUUUAUA